This is a messenger RNA of Cordyceps militaris CM01, 1113 nucleotides long. RefSeq lists its product as uncharacterized. NCBI's taxonomy places the organism in Eukaryota, Fungi, Ascomycota, Sordariomycetes, Hypocreales, Cordycipitaceae. The coding region runs from base 1 to 1113 and encodes 370 amino acids. The transcript has a single exon. The record is from RefSeq and is a predicted model, not a curated record.
AUGGCUCCCCUCGUGCUCACCGCGCGCACGCGCACGCUCAUGAUUGUGCCGAUCCUUCUCGCCAUCGCCACGGGCAUCGCGCUCUUUGUGCACUCCGACGUCAACACGCCGAUGCUGUGGUCGCAGUGCCACGCGCACGCGCGGCUGCCCGGGCUGAGCCGCGUGCCGCUGCUCGGCACGCCGCUCUGCUACGUCGUCAGCUUCUUCCACGCGGCGCUCGACUCGGCGCGCACGCGGGCCGUGCUCGCCGUCGUGCUCGCCUUUGUCGGCGCCCUGCUCACCGUGUGCACCGCCGAGUCGGCCCGCGGCUGCAACCGGCCCGCCCGCCUCGUCGCCAACCCGACCCCCGCCUGGCUGCUCUUCAACCUGCUCGGCGGCGCCCUCGUCUGGCAGCUGCUCAUCGUGCCCGCCCAGAUCCAGCGCCUGCGCAACAUUUUUGUCGCCCAAAAGAUUGGCGCCGCCGGCGAUGAGGAGGAGGGCGGCGAGAUUGGCGGCCAGCGCCUCGAGGCCCUCGGCGUCGACCUGGACCGCAACCUUGCCGCGUCCGAGGUCGUUGCCAUUCCCGUGUCGAUUGUCCUCGGCUUCUACCUGCCGUCAGUCCUCAUGCUCGUCUUCAACAGCCCGGCCACCAUUGGCGUCUGGCUCUUCUUCCCGCUCUACGUGUCGCUCGCGCGCCAGGCCGUGCGCUGGGCGCUGCAGCGCGUCUGGUCGCACACCGCCGAGCGCAAUGUGCAUCUCGAGACGCACCGCCGCAGCCUCGUCGCCGUGUACGGCGUGCCGGCCCUGUCGUCCGUUCUCGCCCACGCCGGCAUCCUCUGGAGCCUGACCCGCCCCGACGACCGCAGGGAGAUGACGCGCUCGUGCGUCAAGUUCAUCGAGAUUGACUUUGCCUUUAUCGGCGCCACCGUGCUCUACUGGGUCCUCGUUGAGACCAACUGGAAGGUCCCCGCGUACAUGGUCGGCAUCUCGGCCCUGCUAGGGCCCGGCGCCGGCACGCUUGCCGGCUGGCUGCUCCGCGAAAAGGUCAUCCAGGAGGAGCUCGGCGCCGUCAUUGACCUCGUGGCCGGCGAGGAGGCGGCCGACGAACCCUCAGAGCAGACGCCGCUGCUCUAG